Aspergillus melleus is the source of this 3138-nucleotide messenger RNA. RefSeq names its product sulfite reductase subunit alpha (gene MET10). Gene Ontology annotation, molecular function: flavin adenine dinucleotide binding; sulfite reductase (NADPH) activity; FMN binding. Gene Ontology annotation, cellular component: cytosol. The record is from RefSeq and is a predicted model, not a curated record. The transcript has a single exon. Bases 1 to 3138 code for a protein of 1045 amino acids. Lineage: Eukaryota; Fungi; Ascomycota; Eurotiomycetes; Eurotiales; Aspergillaceae.
AUGGGCGCUCAAUCCCCUGCUUUGUCGGCUCUUAGUGGCCCGACCUAUGUCACGGCGCAAACCCUCAUUCAGCAAGUAGCUUACGUCCUGAGUGACAAGAUCUUCUCCUAUUCCCCAGAGUCCUUUGACUUGGAUACGGCUCUCCGGGAAUGGGCUUCGAAGCAGGAGACCAACGCCAAUGGCGAGUCGCCUGCGCUCAAGACAAUGGAGACUCGCCAAGGUGCCGGUAGCAUCGCCCUGGGCUAUCUCUUCUCCCAGGACUUCGAUCUGAAGAAGCGCCACGUUCCCCAGGGUAUCGUCGCCUCCUCCGCCACCCUCCCCUUCAUGCGAUCUGCUUUGGAGCAGCUUUCUCUUCUCUACUCCGUCGCCAGCCCCGUCGCUGCUCAUGUCGCUGCCGUCGAUUACGCCGGGGAGGAGGGCCUCGUUUCGGACUAUGCCUCCGCUCUCUCCAUCGCCGAAGAAUUGGAACUGGGUCUCGUCUCGAGCGCCUCGGUCCACGAAUCGCAGCACAUGGCUCUGUUGACCACUCUUCUCGCAACCGUGUUGCCCUCCAUUCACAUCUUCGACGGCGUUCGCGUUGGCCGUGAGAAUACCCGCGUUAUCGAUGUAUUGGACCAGGCUGGCCUCGCUCGCACCUAUGAGACCGUCCGCAAGACGUUGGAGGACUCGCGCAGCCGUCACCUCGACACCGAGGGAAAGCUGCUGGAGCUGGUUCAGUCCCUGAACGGCGAGCUGGGCACCGACUACGGCCUCUUUGAAUACCACGGCCAUGCUGAGCCCGUGUCUGUUCUCGUUGCUUUUGGCACCAUCGAGGCUUCACUUACUGCCCAGGUCGCCCGUACCUUGGCUAAGGAUGGCGUUCCUGUGGGUGUCAUCAACGUCCGCGUGUAUCGCCCCUUUGUCGAGGAAGAAUUCCUCCGGGUGCUCCCCAAGUCGGUUAAGACCGUCGGUGUUCUGGGCCAGGUUGCAAAUGAGCAAGCCGUCCAGGAGCAGGGCGUUCGGUCCGCUCUCUAUGAAGAUGUCCUUGCGGCCUUGACCUUCGCCAGUGGUCGUGAACACAUUCCUGCCUGCGUGGACGUCAAAUAUGCCCGCUCGCAGCGCUGGGACCUCAUCAACACUGCCGCCUCCUUCCAGCUCAUCUUUGAGAAACCCAUUGUCCAGAACGACGGCCAGUCUGCCCCUCUUCAACUGCUUGACCCUGCUACCGUGCAAGAAUAUUCCUUCUGGGAUGUCGACACUUCUGUCUGCGACAACGCCACCGCCGCCCUCUCCCAGGCUCUCGCUGCCGAUUCCUCUAGCAACGUUACCACGAGCAAGGCUCACGACAACCUUGUCCAGGGAGGAGCCAUCCGUAUUGACAUUCGCAAGAGCUCUAAGAUCGUGGAUGCUCCCUACUCCGUCACUGCUGCCGAUACCGCUUACGUUGGAGACGUCAAGCUGCUGGGAGAGAUCGAUAUCCCCGCAUCUGUCAAGCAGGGAGGCAACCUUAUUGUGAAUGCCCCUGGCGUCAAGGACGAUGAACUCGAGAAGAAGCUGCCCGUUGCAUUCAGACUCGCGGUUGCACAGCGUGGAAUCAACGUUUACGUUGUCGAUCCAUCGGUUGUGAACGACUCUUCUCUGGAGCCUACCGUCCUCCAGACUGCUUUCUUGCGGGUUGCUUUGCCUUCGCAGGAAGGUGUCGGUAUCCAGAAGCUGGCUUCCGUUACCGGCAACACUGAAUCCUUGCAGACUGUGAGCAACGACCUCAGCAAGAUUCUCCGUCAAAUUGAGAUCCCCGAAGCCUGGAAGACUCCCGAGGAGGGCUCUGAGAUUCCUCAACUGCCCAAGGACAUCUCCCCGAACAGCUUUGCUUCCUUCGACAAGGAUGACACCGAGGCUCCUGGCUACCUCAAGAAUUGGAAGACCGCCGCUAAGGGUCUAGCUUUCAAGGAGGCCUAUGGAACCAAGAAUGCCCUUCGCCCCGAGACGGCCACGAAGACCUUCACUGUCCACGUCAAGGAGAACAGGCGCUUGACCCCUGUCACGUAUGAUCGGAACAUCUUCCACAUCGAGUUCGAUCUGGGUGACUCUGGUCUCAAGUACGACAUCGGUGAGGCGCUGGGUGUGCACGCUGAGAAUGACCCCGCCGACGUCCUGGACUUCAUCCAGUUCUACGGCCUGAACACCGAAGACGUUGUUGAGGUUCCUAGCCGCGAGGAUGUCGCCGUGUUGGAGAACCGUACCGUCUACCAGGCUCUCGUCCAGAACCUUGAUAUCUAUGGUCGCCCACCCAAGCGCUUCUAUGAAGCUCUCGCCGAAUAUGCCACCGACGAGACUGAGAAGAAGGCCCUUCUCAACUUGGCUGCACCCGAGGGCGCUGCCGAGUUCAAGCGUCGUGCUGAGGUUGACACGGUCACUUUCGUCGAUAUUCUGCGCGAGUACCCAUCGGCUCACCCCGAGUUCCACGACCUGGCUCGCAUCAUCGGGCCUCUCAAGCGUCGUGAGUACUCCAUCGCCUCCUGCCAGAAGGUGACCCCCACCUCUGUGGCACUCAUGAUCGUGGCCGUCAACUGGACCGACCCUACUGGACGGGACCGCUUCGGUCUUGCCACCCGGUACCUGAGCGCACUUCAGCCAGGCGCCCCCAUCACCGUCAGCGUCAAGUCCAGCGUGAUGAAGCUGCCGCCCAAGUCCACCCAGCCCCUGAUUAUGGCCGGUCUGGGAACUGGUUUGGCGCCCUUCCGUGCCUUCGUGCAGCACCGUGCGCUCGAGAAGGCCCAAGGCAAGGAGAUCGGUUCGGUGCUCUUGUACAUGGGCUCCCGUCACCAGCGCGAGGAGUACUGCUACGGUGAGGAGUGGGAAGCCUACCAGGAGGCCGGUGUCAUCACCCUCCUGGGUCGCGCCUUCUCCCGUGACCAGCCUGAGAAGAUCUACAUCCAGGACCGCAUGCGCCAGUCUCUGCCCGAGAUCAUCCAGGCGUACAUCCGUGAAGAAGGUGCUUUCUACCUUUGCGGUCCCACUUGGCCCGUGCCCGACGUCACUGCGGUCUUGGAAGAAGCCAUCGCCACCGAGGCCAAGAACAACGGCAAGAAGGUCGAGGCGCGCAAGGAGAUCGAGAAGUUGAAGGACGAGGAGAGAUACGUUCUGGAAGUGUACUAG